GCCGGCGCGCACGUUCCGUGGGGCGGCUCGCGAAGCAUCGCGAGGAGGCCCAGGCCCGGGCCUGCCCCGCGGGGGCGCGCACUACGCCUGCGCGCCGGCCGCACUCCCCUCGCCUGUCUGCCCCUGCUUGCGGGGUGUCUUCCUCAGUGUGCUGCCGCCGGGUCGCCCCUGCCUGCCUGCCUGUUUUGCGUGACUUGAAACGGCCUGGCCGGUUGGUCGGGCGGGGGCGAGCGGAGGCUUUCAGCCCGCGGUCAUGGGCCCUAAAUCAUUGCCGUGGCGGCAGUGGCGGCGGCGGCGGCUGAGUGACUGAGGGGAGACACCGCCGGGGGAGGGGGGCAGGCAGGGGGUAGAGCGUGCGGUGUGCGUGGGUGGUGUUGACGACGGUGUUUUUAACCCUUAGAUGGUCUCUAGCGAGCCGUUGCUGCUGCCUGUGUCACUGGAGGGCGAGUUCUCCAAUAGCAUGAAGGAGAUGAUCGGCGGCUGCUGCGUGUGCUCCGACGAGAGGGGCUGGGCCGAGAACCCGCUUGUCUACUGCGACGGGCACGGCUGCAAUGUCGCAGUGCAUCAAGCUUGCUAUGGAAUUGUUCAAGUACCCACUGGACCUUGGUUUUGCAGGAAGUGUGAAUCUCAGGAAAGAGCAGCCAGAGUGAGAUGUGAAUUAUGCCCUCAUAAGGAUGGUGCUUUAAAGAGAACAGAUAAUGGGGGUUGGGCUCAUGUGGUUUGUGCUCUGUACAUUCCCGAGGUGCAGUUUGCAAACGUUUCUACAAUGGAACCUAUCGUGUUGCAGUCUGUUCCUCACGAUCGGUACAACAAGACGUGCUAUAUUUGUGAUGAGCAAGGCAGAGAAAGCAAAGCAGCCACCGGUGCUUGUAUGACGUGUAAUAAACACGGAUGUCGGCAAGCUUUCCACGUAACGUGUGCACAGUUUGCAGGACUUCUUUGUGAAGAAGAAGGCAAUGGUGCCGAUAACGUCCAAUACUGCGGCUACUGUAAAUACCAUUUUAGCAAACUGAAAAAGAGCAAACGGGGAUCUAAUAGGUCAUAUGAUCAAAGUUUAAGUGAUUCUUCCUCUCACUCUCAGGAUAAACAUCAUGAGAAGGAGAAAAAAAAGUAUAAAGAGAAAGAUAAACACAAGCAAAAAUAUAAGAAGCAGUCGGAGUCCUCGCCGUCCUUGGUUCCAUCUCUUACUGUUACUACGGAGAAAUCAUACACAAGCACUAGCAACAACUCCAUGUCGGGCUCCUUGAAGCGGCUGGAAGACACCACGGCUCGAUUUACAAAUGCAAAUUUCCAGGAAGUUUCUACACACGUUUCGAGUGGAAAAGAUUCUUCAGAGGCCAGAGGGUCAGAGAGCAAAGGGAAGAAAUCUACAGGUCACAACUCAGGUCAGAGGGGAAGAAAGCCUGGUGCUGGAAGAAACCCAGGCACAACUGUGAGCACAGCGAGCCCUUUUCAGCAAGGAAGCUUUUUGGGCACUCCUGGGAGCAUAAAGUCAUCUUCUGGAAGCUCAGUCCAGUCUCCCCAGGAUUUCUUGAGUUUUACAGACACAGAUCUGCGAAGUGACAGUUUCACACAUUCUCAACAGGCUUCCUCAACCAAAGAUGUACAUAAAGGAGAGACUGGGAGUCAAGAGGGGAGUGCCAAUUGUUUCACUUCUUUAAUUGGUCUCCCUUCAUCAUCAUCAUCAUCAUCAUCUGUUUCCCAAUCUAAAAACUUUGACAGUUCACCUGGAGACAUAGGUAAUUCGAGCCUUACUUCUACAGCAUACAAACGAGCUCAGACUUCUGGAAUAGACGAAGAAACUGUAACAGAGAAGAAACGGAAAGGAAAUAAGCAAAGUAAACAUGGGCCUGGUAGACCCAAAGGAAAUAAGAGUCAAGAAAGCAUUUCCCAUCUUUCAGUUUCUUCUGCUUCCCCAACUUCAUCUGUGGCAUCUGCUGCAGGAAGUGUGACAAGCUCUGGUCUUCAAAAAUCUCCAACUUUGCUCAGGAAUGGAAGUUUACAAAGUCUUAGUGUUGGCUCAUCUCCAGUGGGUUCAGGUAUUUUUAGCAGCAAUGAUGUAGCAGUAUCAUUUCCAAAUGCAGUAUCUGGCUCAGGAUCUAGCACUCCCGUUUCCAGCUCUCAUUUACCUCAGCAGGCUUCAGGCCACUUGCAGCAAGUGGGAGCUCUGUCACCUUCAACUGCGCCUUCUAUAACUACUGUUGUUGCUGCAACUCAGGCAAACACCCUCCCUGGAUCUUCGCUCGGUCUGCCUCCAUCCCACAUGUACGGCAGUAGGCUGAACCCCAGUUCAACCGUGGCAGCACUUAUAUCUCAGUCUGAAAACAGCCAAGCAGAUCAAGAUCUCGGAGAUAACAGCCGAAGCCUUGCUGGCAGAGGAGGCUCACCCAGAGGAAGUCUCUCACCACGAUCCCCUGCAAGCAGCUUGCAGAUUCGCUAUGAUCAAUCAGGGAACAGUUGCGGGGAGAAUUUGCCCCCAGUAGCAACCAGCAUAGAACAGCUUCUGGAGAGGCAGUGGAAUGAAGGACAACAGUUUUUAUUAGAGCAAGGCACCCCUAGUGACAUUUUAGGAAUGCUUAAAUCCUUACACCAGCUUCAGGUUGAGAACAGGAGGUUAGAGGAGCAAAUCAAGAAUCUGACCGCCAAGAAGGAGCGGCUUCAGCUACUCAAUGCACAGCUCUCAGUGCCCUUUCCAACAAUCACUUCAAACCCCAGCCCUUCCCAUCAAGUGCACCCCUUUCCAGUACAAGCAGCACCUAGCACUGACUCCUUGAAUAGCAGUAAAAGCCCUCAUCUGGGAAACAGCUUCUUACCGGACAGUUCUCUCCCUGUAUUAAAUCAGGAGAUAACCUCCAGCGGACAAAGCACCAGCAGUUCAUCAGCUCUUUCCACUCCACCACCUGCUGGGCAGAGUCCAGCUCAGCAAGGCUCAGGAGUCACAGGAGUUCAACAGGUCAAUGGUGUGACAGUGGGGGCACUAGCUAGUGGUAUGCAGACUGUAACCUCCACCAUUCCUGCAGUGCCUGGUGUGGGUGGAAUAAUUGGAGCGCUGCCAGCCAGCCAGCUGGCAAUCAAUGGGAUUGUAGGAGCUUUAAAUGGGGUCAUUCAGACCCCAGCAACAAUAUCGCAGAACCCUUCUCCUCUGGCUCACGCAACUGUGCCACCCAACGCAACACAUCCCCUGCCAACCACCUUAAAUAACAGUGCCUCAGGACUAGGACUGCUUCCUGACCAGCAGAGACAGCUUCUGCUCCAUCAGCAGCACCAGCAAUUCCAGCAGUUACUGAGUACCCAGCAGCUCACAUCAGAACAACAUCAAGCUCUUUUGUAUCAGUUAGUACAGCAGCAGCAUCACCACCACCAGCACCACCAGUCCGAAGUACAGCAGCUGCAGAUUACUGGAGGGGCACAGAUACCCAUGAACAACUUGCUGUCGGGCACCCAGGCCUCGCCACUGAAUGCAGCUACCACCAACCCCUUCCUUACCAUCCACGGGGAUAAUGCAGCCCAGAAGGUGACAAGGCUCAAUGAUAAAACUGGACCAGUUGCAUCAGAGAAGAGCUGAUGUUUGAAUGAGACUUGAGAACUGCAGGUACUGCUGCUCUAGCACUUCCUCUGACUGCAGGCUGCAGGUUCCUGCUCUGCAGGAUGAAGAAAUGCAACAAGGAACUUACGGCACAGCAAAGGAUUAAAGCUGAGGAUAGUGUGGGUAGGCUUUCAUUUGCUCUCUUGUUGCACUAAACUGGAUGUACUUAAUCUCUCUGACUGUGAAGUAGAUCAAACUCUGCAAGCCCUGAUUGUUUUGUCACUAGGCUGGUACCAAGUACAGAUUCCACCCCAGAAGAACAUGGACUUGACUCUUCAGUCUAGUCCUGUACAUGCCAGGCUCUGAGGCUGUCUGCAGUCAGGCUUUGCUUUAGCUUCAGAGCAGCCCCCAUCCUUCUGCUGCAGCUGCAAUGUCAUCUCGGACCCAGCUGGGUGUGGCAGCAGGGGCUUGCUCUCCACUCUUCCCGCUUCAUACCGCUAUUUUGAAACCCAACUCAUAAGGGAAAUCCACUCUUGAACUGUUUAUUCCUUUCAGAUUCCUGUUCUAUAGUGGGAGUUUCUCCAGGGUAAGAAUUGCAGUAUGGAAUCCAAAGUUUAUUACUUCUGGUGUAGGUUUUAGAGUAUUGAGGUUUUUUUUAAGAGGAGCCAGUGUGGUUCCAGUGAGUUUCCUUACCAGCUGAGCAGGCCAACCUGGCAGAAGCAGGUGUAGUGUCUGGCCUAACCCAAGUGCCUGUUGCUACCUCCAUUUGUGAAAUGGCUGCAGCUGACCAUGCACUAGCCGUGUCCUAGUGAGCCAUGGGAGUAGUCUGUGUUGCACCAGCAGCCUUCUUGUUCUGCCUUUCCUAGAGGUGUUUGUACCACUGUAGAGAGCUCAGGCAGAGUGUUGUUACCUGGGUCACUUUUCACUCAUCGACUACCAAAACAAGUGAGCAUUUCCCACUGAAACUUGGCAGUGGCUGAAAAAAGUGAAGGUGGUUACAGCGCUUCUGAUGGCAGCUGAGCUCCUGGCGCCAGCCUCUGCAGCGUGGAGAAGGGAGCAGAGAUGGGCAGUGACCACUCCUCAGCACUAAGGUGGGAAGUGGUAGGGGAAAAAGACCCAGCUGUAAUUAGACCUCCACUGUGUACUGACCUGGAAGAACAUCUUAAUUCUGCAAUAUGUUUCUUAGUUAAACAUUGCACAGUUCUUACCUCAUUGCUGUAAAUAAGGUUUUGUGAAUCUGUUUUGUAUUGUGAAAGAAUUCCUAAGGAAAAAAACACUGAUAUUUUGAUUUGUAAUAUUUCUAAUUAGUAGAUUUAAUUGCAGAAAAAAAGGAAAGUUAAAAAUAAUUUAUUUUUCUAUGUUCUGGGGGAAUUUUUUUUAAAAAAAAAAGAGGAAAAGAGAAGUCAAUCACUUUUGUAGAUACUUUCCAGAAGGACACCAGUGGUUUAUUUUCCUGCUCAGCCCACUGGUGCGUAUUCUGUAAUGAUUUGUACAAAAGGGCAGAUGGACACGUGCUGUUAUUUUGCCUAGAUGUAAAAUUCCAAAUGUAUGAAGAGAUGUACAAAGCUUUUUGUUAAUAAACUUUAAUUAUGUUUA
Pogoniulus pusillus (Red-fronted tinkerbird) is the source of this 5122-nucleotide messenger RNA. RefSeq names its product MLLT10 histone lysine methyltransferase DOT1L cofactor (gene MLLT10). Gene Ontology annotation, molecular function: nucleosome binding; histone binding. The transcript has 20 exons. The coding region runs from base 401 to 3565 and encodes 1054 amino acids. NCBI's taxonomy places the organism in Eukaryota, Metazoa, Chordata, Aves, Piciformes, Lybiidae. Gene Ontology annotation, biological process: regulation of transcription by RNA polymerase II. The record is from RefSeq and is a predicted model, not a curated record. Gene Ontology annotation, cellular component: nucleus.